Molecule: messenger RNA, 1516 nt
Organism: Struthio camelus australis
Lineage: Eukaryota; Metazoa; Chordata; Aves; Struthioniformes; Struthionidae
Source: RefSeq, a predicted model, not a curated record
AGGAAUAUUGCUUCAUGAAAGGAGCCCUGUAAUCUGAAAUGCUAAGCAGCACUGGUCACGUUCUGAGCGGUGUGCUUGCACGUGUGGAAAAGCAGACAUGAUACACUGACGGCAUUUGGAAAUAGACUUUGGCGAUAAGAUGGAAGCCUAAAUCUUGAGACUUUAAACCCAAACAGAAAUGGCUCAUGAGUAUUGAAACAAGACACCGAAGAGCCUCCAACACUUCAGUGUGAGCAGUGGAAAAGGAACAACUACCAUGGUAACACUAAUAACAGAAAAGCUGCAGAACCAGAGCUUGGAUGAUCUGACGUGUAAAACGUACAAUAUUAAUCUGUACUCAUCUGAGAAGUUGAACAAAAGUGGCAGCUUGUUCCCUUUCGAAAUCAACGAAGACAGUCCUUGGAAAGCUUUAAAUGGGGGUUGCUCAAUCCAGACUGAUACGACCAGGAAUUCAGCUUACCCUUUCCCAGUGUGCCCGUUCAGUACAGGCACGGCCAAUAAUGGUAGUCUGCAAUGGCAGCAAGAAUCUUCCAGUACGUCCAUGGUGUCGGGAUGGAUAAGUGAAUUAAACCUUAACGAAAAUUCAGGUCAGCCGUUGGCACCACCAACAAAACGCCACUGUAGAUCCCUCUCUGAGCCGGAUGAGCUGGCUCGCUGUCGCUCCCCGUGGAAACCUGGCAGCUCGAAAGUCUGGACUCCUGUGUCAAAGAGACGGUGUAAUAGUGGUGGUAGUGCUACUUUGCAACGCUGCAACAGUCACGGAAGUGCGACCUUACAGAGAAGCACAAGUAUCAGUCUGCCACAAAACAUACUGUCAUUAAAUAACGUCUUCACUAUCACCAGCUUCAAUACGUCACCAGUACCCAGACCUUCCUCGGCGAGCAGUGGUUUUGUGGACAGUAGCGAGGGAAGCACAAGUUCGAGCACCCGCUGGAAUUCUGGAGGGCCUUGUGACUUUAACCCAAGGCGGCGCCUCUCCCUCUCCCAGGAGCACAUCACCGAGACAGGGAAUCUCUUGCCUUCAGCUAACAGCACUCCCACCUCCACACCCGAGCUCAGUCGGCGUCAAGGCUUGUUGAGAUGCCGCUCGCAGCCUUGCGUUCUGAAUGAGAAGAAAAGUCGGCUAAAGCGCAGACGGGAGGAGGAUGUACGAUGGAACAGGCCAUCGUUAGACUUUUUUAAAAUGACACGGACUUUAAAAAAUUCCAAAAGUCUUUGCUCCCUUGAUUAUGAAGACGAUGAUGAUGACACACAAAUGAAGACAAUUGUGUCAUCCCCAUGUGACUCAAAUGAUCUUAUGAACAUCAUCACCCCUGGUUCCAGUCCAAUGAAAGAACAGCUGGAUGAAGUGAGGCGUCAUGGGUCAUGCCAAGGUAGCUUCAAAGCAAGGAAUUAUAAGAAAGCAGCUGCAGUAUGUGAAAGUGAUGAGGACACAAGUGAUUGUGAGAGCACUGAAGAGGGCAUCUUUCCUCUAGACUGUGGGGACUUGGACCUGGAGCAGAUUGAAAACAACUGA